Messenger RNA from Homarus americanus (American lobster), 1239 nucleotides. RefSeq names its product N-acetylated-alpha-linked acidic dipeptidase 2-like. NCBI's taxonomy places the organism in Eukaryota, Metazoa, Arthropoda, Malacostraca, Decapoda, Nephropidae. Gene Ontology annotation, molecular function: carboxypeptidase activity. The record is from RefSeq and is a predicted model, not a curated record.
AAAGUGCCUUCCACAUUCCAGAAGAGGAAGCACCAAUUCCUAAGAUUCCAGUGCAACCCAUUGGUUAUGAAGAUGCAUGGCAGAUAUUAAGCCGCAUGGGGGGCACUGUGGCACCUGUAGAUUGGCAGGGCAGCCUCAAUAUUACCUACCAUUUAGGGCCAGGAUUUGUGAACCCAGGCUGGACACUUAACUUAGAUGUGAACAAUAAUAAUACUCAAACUACCACUCAUAAUGUUGUGGGAAUUAUCACAGGUCAUGAGGAACCAGACAGAUAUGUAAUUCUGGGCAACCACUUGGAUGCCUGGAUCUUGGGUGCUCUUGAUCCCAACUCUGGCACUGCUGCUAUGCUGGAACUCUCACGGGUCCUUCUUCAGCUGCAUAAUGAAACAGGUUGGAGGCCCCGACGGUCCUUAGUGUUCUGUGGCUGGGGAGCCGAGGAGUAUGGUAUCGUUGCCUCUGUAGAGUGGACUGAGCAGUUUGGAAAGCAGUUGUCUGACAGGACUAUAGCUUACCUUAAUGUUGAUAUGGCUAUUGAAGGUAACUACACGCUGCGGACACAGUCAACACCUCUUCUUACUGAUGCCAUAUUUCAAAGUGCACAACGGAUUCCUAAUCCAGAUCCAGUGGAAUUGGCAGCUGGUAGAAAAACUGUGUAUGAUACUUGGAAAGCUCGCAGGCCAGAUCGCCAUCAGUCUGAUAAACCUCAAAUGCAGUUCAUUGGGUCUGGCAGUGACUAUAAGGGAUUCCAACACAACCUUGGCAUUCCAUGCAUGGAUAUUUGUUAUACUCAUGACAAUAACACUAUUGGAGAUCCCAUGUACCACACUUUGUAUGAAACCUUCGCUCUGGUAGAUGAGAUAUAUGACAAAGGUUUCUACUUCCACUCAGCCGUGACAGCCUUGUGGGGGGACUUGGCUGUGGUACUUGCAGAGUCUAAGAUACUUCCAUUUUCAUUGGUUACCUACGCCACCUUUAUCAUUGGAGCUCAACAAGAUAUUUUUGAAAACUAUGGAGAGCUUAUUUCUUCACAAAAUAUUUCAUGGCAAUUCUUUGCUGAUGCUGCUCAGGCUUUUAAUGCAAGUGUUGCCGUCUUCACUGAAUCCCUUAAUACUCUAGAUCUUAACAGUGACCUAGCUGUUCGUCGUGUUAACGAUCAGCUAAUGAUGGUGGAGCGAGCGUUUAUUGAUCCCCUUGGAUUACCCGGACGUCCAGAGUACAAGUAAGUUUCUAUAUAUUAAU